GGUCCUUGAAGUGUUGUGACCAAGGCAGCUUGCUCAAUUGGGAGCCGCUGACUAACUCUUCAAACGAGACAGACGAGCCCCUCACCAUUUCUCCGAAACUCCAUCCUCGCAUCUGCCAUGGCUCCCCAGGGCCAACUACCACGCGCCCGUGUUUGCUCGCCCUAGACAAUGAGCAGUACCGCCGACAGAUGAACCGAAGCCCCAAUGGCUGCUGGACGUGCCGCAUCAGGCAUCGCAAAUGCGACGAGGCCACUCCCGCCUGUCGCGAGUGCAUCGACCGCGCGAUCCCGUGCCAUGGCUACGGCCGCAAGCCCGCCUGGGCCGACGACGAGACGCAGCUGCGCCAGGAGCUGGUGCGCAUCAAGCGCAUGGUGAAUGCCAACUUUCGGCGCACCAGGAGGCAGCAGCAGCAGCAGCAGCGACGACGACGCGGAAGUUCCUCUGACGAGCUCUCGCAAGAUCAUGGGCCAAGCCUUACCGCUGUGGCAGCGACGCCCAGCAGCGCCAUUCCAUCCGCCGGCAUCGAUGGAACCUAUGAGACAUCUUUUCGCGAGGCGCAGCUGCUGAUUCACUACCUCGACUACAUCUUCCCCAUGCAGUACCCGUACUACAGGGACGACCCGGCGCUCGGCGGACGCGGGUGGCUCUUCUGGCUGCUCAUGAAGCGCGGCCCGCUGCACCAGGCGGUGCUGACGCUCGCGGCGCUGCACCACCACGUCGAGUUUGCGUACGCGCCGGAGGAUGGGGACUUGGGUGAUAGAGACUCGGAGCUGCUGGGGUACCACACCAAUGCGCUGCAGCGGCUGCGACAGGCCAUCUCCGAGUGCGAUGCGGAGCGCUUCGCCGAGAACCGCGAGCAGCUCAUUGAGUUUCUCGCGUGCGGCUCGGCGCUCAUCAGCUUCGAGCUGUUCCAGGGCGGCGUGACCAAUUGGCAGCCUCAUCACAACGCUCUCGUUUCCGUGGUCAACAGGCUCUCGCCCGAGGCCGUGGCGCUGCGCGGCGCGGACACCGAGCAGCCGCUCCUCAGCGGCAUCGACCUCGCGGAGCGCUUCCUCGUCACAAAGGUGGUCUGGCUGGACGUGCUGGCGGCGACGGUUACGGGCACCGCGCCGCGGACGCGGUACGCCGAGUGGCUCGAUGUCGAGGGCGUGGACAUGUCGCGCGUCAUGGGGUGCCGCAACUGGGCGAUGCGCGCCAUUGGCGACUUGGCGAGCGUUGCCGUCGAGGGCGACGCGGACGACGAGCCGGACGUAAGGGCCGUCGAGGACAUCAGAAAGCGGCUGGAACAGGGCCUGGAGGGCAUUGACGAACAGUCGGUGAGUUGCACACACGAUUGCUGUUGCGAUACAUGUGGUGAUCCCUUGCAUUGUUGACACAUCCAGGAGCCAUCACCGGCUAUAAGCGAUGCGCUGACGAGAGUGUUCGCCUCUGCGGCCCUCGUGCAGCUACACACGACGGUCCCUGGGACCAGUCUCGCCGAUGCCACCGUCCACGACGCCGUCUCUCGUGUCAUUGACGCGCUGCGCGAGCUGCCGAGUUGGGUUUCGGUUCGGGGCCUGGCGUGGCCGAUAGCCGUCGCCGGAUCCGUCGCGACGGCUGGGGCGCAGCAGUGCUUCUUUGAGGACCUGAUGCGACAGCGGGUGCUCGACGGGUCAGGCGGUGGCUUCACAAACUGCGGCACGGUGCUGCGCGUUCUCAGGCAUUGCUGGGCGCACGCGAGGCGGUGGCCCGGAGAGAUGUGGACGUGGAGGGACGGCAUGGCGGACAUGGGCAUUUGCGCGUUGCUGAUCUGACUGGACGGUUGCUCAUGACGGAGAAAAGGAUGUUUUUAUUUGCACUAUAUAGGGCACAUUCACUGUUGAGGAGCGGCACAUGUGCAUCACAACGAAAUGAUACGGGGGCGUCGACGGUCGGGGGAUCGCGGGAACCUGUCAUCUGUGCACCAUUGUCAGAAUCAACAGUUCAUCGCCAG
Messenger RNA from Purpureocillium takamizusanense, 1972 nucleotides. RefSeq lists its product as uncharacterized. The coding region runs from base 189 to 1373 and encodes 394 amino acids. Gene Ontology annotation, biological process: positive regulation of transcription by RNA polymerase II. Gene Ontology annotation, molecular function: DNA-binding transcription factor activity, RNA polymerase II-specific; zinc ion binding; transcription cis-regulatory region binding. Lineage: Eukaryota; Fungi; Ascomycota; Sordariomycetes; Hypocreales; Ophiocordycipitaceae. The transcript has 2 exons. Gene Ontology annotation, cellular component: nucleus. The record is from RefSeq and is a predicted model, not a curated record.